Styela clava is the source of this 2059-nucleotide messenger RNA. RefSeq lists its product as uncharacterized. Lineage: Eukaryota; Metazoa; Chordata; Ascidiacea; Stolidobranchia; Styelidae. The record is from RefSeq and is a predicted model, not a curated record.
UCUUGUUCAUCUUUUAGCAGGUAUUAGUUUUAAGAAAUAUAUAGCACAAGUAGAAACUGUGACAAAUAUGGCGGAUGAUUUAAUUUUCUCUCCGCAACCUCGAAUGUUUAUAGACCUCAUACCACCAGAAGAAGAAUUUGAGAACGUUACCAUACCACUGGAAGGAGAGGAAUUAUGUGAACCGCUGAAACAAUCCUAUUUACUUGUUGUAUCUGUGGCUCCAGGACUGGUGGCGGUUGAAAAUCUUGCGUUCUUGUUUGCCGUGCUGCUGUACAGAAAGAAACUGAAGCACAAUAACGUAUACACGUAUGUCACGAGCGCACUCAUUGCCAAUGUUUUGACGAGUUUGUGGGCGUUCUACCACUUUAUCAACUACUAUUUUGGACUAGAAAGCAAGGAACCAACUCAUUGGUGGGCGUUUCGUAAGGGUAUGACAGCAGGAUUCAGUCUCAUUUUAUGUGGUAACAUUGGACUCCUCAUUUAUGCUAUUGAAGACAACACUUAUAUGGUCGGAAGAUUGGUGUCUGGAACCAUCACCACCAUAAAGUCAAAUAAUAGGAUGAACCGAAACUUUCGCUGGAGAAAAGCAUUAUUUCUUAUCACAUUCGCUUGGAUUAUACCUGUUAUUUACGGAUUACUUGCUAUGACGCCUUGGAAUUGUACAUGGGAUUGUACUUGCACACUUUAUCUUGCUAGUGGAACCCCGCUUUGUCCAGGAAAAGACUGUUCUCGGUUAUACACACCGAUGGCUAAAUCAUAUUUGCUUUGCAUCGUAAUUAUUUGGGCACUGGAGUGCGGCUUCCUACUUUUUGUCAUCUGCAAAGCUGCUAUAUCAUUCCCGAAGCUCGGAAGUCCGUCAAAUCGCGUCGAUAAUGCGUACUCUACUACAACGAAUGUAACUUCACCCGAUCCCUCGAAUAAUAACUUAUCUAAAAGAAAAUCAAGCAAUAUUCGAAAAUUCUCCCCAAAAAUGGCGCGUUCCUACCGCUUCCCAUUCUUCUUACUGGGUUUGUUCAUUUGCUGCACAAUGCCGGCUAUGAUUUUAUUCAUACUUGAUUUUGCUUUGCUGGCCUUCAAACCCGGUGCCAUCACCGUAAACGUCAUCACACCACUUCCUCUUUUAUAUUGCGUCAUCAGUCCAAUUUUACUGACGAAGCGGUUGUCCGGAAUGCGGUCAGCAGUCCAAAUGGCAUUGUCGUUCAAUUGGCUCAAAGGCGGAUGCAAUAACUUUUCGAAUAAAAGAAGAAAGUCGAUGGGAAAUUCAACUAUAAGAGGAUCGGUGAUUUCAGUCACUCGUAACUCAGAAGCGAAAUUUGAUAGUAAAGGGAGUAUGCCACCAACAUCAGUUUGAGCGCAAUGGGCCUCUGGAUGAAUAAACUCUAAGCUAUGCUGCCCAGGAUUGGAUGCAACUUUCGAGUAAUUCAUCGUCAUGGUACACGUUGUACAAGAUUGAUGCUAUGCCUACAGUUUCAAACAUGAAGUGGACUCAUAGUGACUGUUUUUUUCAUAUGGGAAAUUUUUGUUAUGUCGUUUGAAGGUAUAUAAUAUCAACGAUAUAUAUAAUAAAUACGACCUCAAUUUUGCGAUAAAAUUGCGAAAUUGAAAAAACUUUCACAAAUAAACGAUAGCUAAUAUGAAGUUACAACUCUUAGUUAUCGUUCAUUUGUCAAAGUGUCCAUCGUUUGGAUUUGUCCAAGCAUGUUUAUAUGUUCACCAAAAAGGUAAUGGAACUUACCAUCAGAGUCUGAUACGUGGAUGUAUAUAACUGAACUGAUGUAUAUUUAUACGUGAUGGUACUUGUGGAGCAUGAGAUUAUUUGAGAUGAAAAAAUUUUUUUUUUGGUUUUCGAUAUUUCGGAUGAUGACAUUUUUGUGAUAGUUCCCGAUAUUAUGUUUCUCUCACACGUCCCAAUCAAGUAUGCUAGUUUUUGCUAUUAUAUUUCGUAUUUUUUGACGAAAAAGGAUUUGAACGCAUAGGUUAUAAUGUUUGUGAAUAUUUCAUUUAUAAAACAAUCAGAAACCACAUCUUUUAAAGAAUUUAUAUUAGUGUGGACAGGGGU